Messenger RNA from Dermacentor andersoni, 11552 nucleotides. RefSeq lists its product as uncharacterized. Gene Ontology annotation, cellular component: endoplasmic reticulum. Lineage: Eukaryota; Metazoa; Arthropoda; Arachnida; Ixodida; Ixodidae. The record is from RefSeq and is a predicted model, not a curated record.
AGGACAGAGUCUUGGUGGUAUUGUCUUCCUUCUCCAUACCGAAAUUCUAAUAGGGUGUAAAUACACAAGCACAUUGAAGGGAAUACAUACAUGUUAAAGCAUAUGUUAUGUUUAAAGUAUUGCAUGGGAGAGGUGUUUGGUUCAGUCGCAAGAAUACUCGAAUAUUUCAAAUAGCCACCACUGUCUCUGUAAAACCACUCCUGAAGAUAAACUGGGUACGGCCGGCUUUGGUUAGAGGUGUACAUUUUACAAAACUAUAUGACAAGAAAAAAAAAAGGCAACGGGUGAUUCAUUGCUGUUCUGAAUGCACGUUCCAAAUUCGUGCCGCAGUUUAUGUGCCUUUUCCUUCCUUCUUUUUCAUUUUUAACCUUCCGUCUCUCAGAUGCACCAGCUGUGACUGGGUUCGACUCUACCGGUCAAAAAAAAAAAAAAAAAAAAAACAAGAGGAGUGGCGGUUGUGAUCUCUAACGAUGGCACUUAUUGUGCGCAAACUUUUUUAACAUGGGUGUUUAUACGUAUGGGGGGAUGGAAAAUGGAGGCGCCGACUGCGGUUCGGCAGGCGAUGUUGUGCGGCACCUCACAAAAGCGUUCGCGGAAGGCGGUGCAGUAGACCCCUGGGCAGACGGCGGGAGAAAGAGGGCGAGGGAAACUGAAAGACAGGGCGGGCCGCUCACCACAUAGAAAGACGUGCGCUUACGAAUAAGCGCGGCCACGCAUACGCCUUUCUUUGUCUGCACGCGCUUCACGCCGGCUGCUCUUGGACGACGUGUAAUUUGCUCACCACAGCGCGGCGCGCCCAGCGCCGCAGCUCCUUACGUCCAUAAUCGCACGCGCAUACGCAUACGUAUGGCACCGUCGGCUUCGCUGGCAGCAUAAUUGAGAGCGUACGCGCGCACACACACACACAUGCACACGGCGCUAGAAAGAUCGCGCGGCCAGCCCGGGUGUGCGAACCCCUACACGUGGCGAGUACAUAUGCGAGCUGCCCUAUUCUCGGAGUCAUGCUCCUAGGGCCGUCAGCCUCAACAAGCGGCCUGGACGGCUGGACAGCUAUAGCCUGCGCACGCCUGACGCGCGGAGGGCAGGGACAGUCGAACGAACGCGCGACGCACGCAAGCAGCGGUUGAAACACGUGAGAGCGCGAGCGGCUGCGACGACGCGGCGGCAGCACUGCCUGCCGCUGGGGCCCCCUUGUUCCUUCCGGAGCCGGGGUGCCGCGCGACCGCCCGCUAUCGAAACACCUGCUGCCGCCGCCGCCGCCGCCGCUGCUGCUGCUGCUGUUACUGCUGUUGUGGCUGCAGGCCCGAGCCCAUCUCGCUUGGCUCGAGCGCUCGCGCUGUGUGUAGUGGUGCCGUCGUGUGCGGUUGCGACGGCGACCCCGACGUCCUCUUCGAAGUGAGCGAGCCGCGUCUUCCGCGCGCGGCUCGAUGCGUCGUCCGCGCGGGGGCCCCUCGCCGGCUGUUGGUGCCAGGCAGGCAAGGACGACGACCACGCCAGCAGGAUGUGCGACGCCGACGGCGAAUCGUCGCCUCCGCCGCGGAAACCGCCGCUGUCGCGAGCGCAGUCCAUCGUGGACGAACUGUUGGACGAGAUUAACGUGGGCCUCCACAAGCAGAGGCCCGCGCGCCGCUUCAGCGCCGACAGCGACGCCUGCGCUACCGACUGUUCGGUCCUCAGUGCGGCCAGCAUCAGGGCCGAAGUCAGGUGCUACUCGAGGCAGCAGCUCGCGGCCAAAGAUGAGCCAGAGCUCCGUCGGAUCGCGAAGCAACUGCAGGAGGUCAUUGUGAAACUCAACUCGACGCUGGUGACCCUCCUGCGACAGCGAGACCGGCAGCUGAACCGCAGGGGCCACCACUACGACCUCGUCACGGCCGUCCUGCAGGCGGUGUCGCUCAAGAGACGCGUGGACACUCGCAUGCGCUUCAGCCUGGAGCCAGGACGCGGCGAAUCGGGCUUCGCCCAAUGGAUGGACGCCACAAAAAUCGUCGUCCGGCUACCCGACGGCAUUCCGGCAGAGUUCCGAAAGAAGAUCUGGCUGACGCUAGCGGAACGCUACCUAGCGAGUCGGGACCUGGACUGGGAGGCGACGGCGCGGUUCUGCUUCAACGAACGCUGCAACCCUGACGACGACAACCUUGGCGUGCAAAUUGUCAAGGACCUCCACCGUACGGGUUGCAGCCUGUUCAGCGGCGAACAAGCGGAGCAGAACCAGGCGCUACUCAAGCGGGUCCUGCUGGCGUACGCGCGUUGGAACAAGUCCGUGGGUUACUGCCAGGGCUUCAACCUGCUCGCCGCCUUCGUCCUGGAGGUGGUGGAGUGGUGCGACCAGGAUGCGCUCAAGAUGAUGAUCUACCUGGUGGAAGGCGUGCUUCCGGAGGGAUACUUCGCCAACAACCUUCGCGGCCUGUCCGUCGACAUGGCCGUGUUUCGCGAGCUCCUCCGGUUGAGGCACAGCAACUUGGCCACGCAUCUCGACAGGCUUCAGGCAGGGGAGAGCAAGGCCGGUCUGAACUACGAGCCCCCGCUGACGAACGUGUUCACGAUGCAGUGGUUCCUGACGCUGUUCACCACGUGCCUUCCGCGUUCGCUGGUAGUGCGCGUGUGGGACCUCAUCCUGCUGGAAGGAAACGAGGUGCUCCUGCGCACCGCCAUCACCAUCUGGGAGGGGCUCGCAGACCGCAUCAUGACCGUGGGAAGCGCGGACGAGUUCUACAGUGUGAUGGGCGUGCUCACCCGGGAGAUGGUCGAGUUCGGCGUCAAGGACCCCCACGAAUUCAUCGUGGCCAUCUGCGACGUGUCCAGGGUGCCUAUCCCGCAGCUCUCCGAGUUGCGCGACCGCUACACGUACAACAUCAGGCCCCUGCCGCCUCCGACGGCGCCGAGCCGCCACGGGCUCUGGCUCUUCCUGGGUGACGACGAGGACAACGACGCGGACUCGGACCACCAGAUGAUGGUGGCGGCUGCCUUCUGCGGCAUCUCGAACGCCUUUCUCGUGGCUAAGAACAGAGGCCAGGGAGCCGUCCACGCUUCCCUGCCUAGCCCCUUGGACCCGAGCCGGAUGACACUGGACAUCUCGACACUCAAGAGACAGUACUCGAGACUCAGACAGCGGCAACGCCAAGCGCACAUCAUUCUCACGAGCAGCCUCCAGGCUCCCGCCUCGGCGCGCCCCCAUAGGCUAUCGACCGGUGUUCCCGUAAACAACCUUCUGGCCGGCCAGAAGCCAAUCGUACGUAGGUCACGGCCGCCGCCUCCGACGCACGCUGUGCCCAGCGGCUUGCCGGCCAGCUACACGACAACACUGGCGAGUGGAGCCACAACUACGACACGAGUGUCCUCUCGUCUCGCCGUACCGGUUUCGACGACAUCGAGCACAUCGCCUUCGAGCUCGCCAGUUGCCAGCGCCCGUUCCGCUUCAGCCGCCGCCGCGUGUAAGGCCGCGCGAAAGGCGUCGCCUCGAGUGACAACGAGAGAUCCAAUCCCCGUCGAAACGCUUUCGUGGGAGCAAGCCAAGAAGCUCAAGGCUGGGAGAGACGACAGUAGCAGCAGCUCGAGUUCUUCGUCUACAGAACUCUGCGACGACAAGAACAACAGGUCUUCGUCGCCCGACGAAGCGCCUCCCGUCAGGAAGGGAAGCGCCGAGAAACAAGUCAACGACGCCGACUCGAAGGUCCCGCCGUCUAUGCCGGAAAAGAAGCCCUCGCGCCGGUUAAAGAACGGAACUUACGACGACACUUCCGACAGUUCAUUGUCAUCUUCGUCGUCCUCCGAGGAGGACGAAUGCCGCGACAGGCGGGCCAAGCGUCGCCACGAUGGUCACGACGCUGAGAGCGCGCAGCCGAAGCCUCCGCGACGUCUGGCUGAAGGGCCUAAGCCCGUUGCGAAUGCCGCGACAAGAAAGUCGGGUGCCCGCGCUGCCUUGGUGAGGCACCGGGAACCGAUAAGUCUAGACGAUGACGACGACGGUUCCUACAAACCGGAUGACGAGAGCGACGGCUCAAGAAACUCUUCGUCGGUCAGCUUGUCUUCAGAAGAAGAAGAGGAGGAGGAGCAACCUUGCUCGAAGGUGGAAACUGUCAGUUCUUUAGCAGAGGUGUCUUCUGCGAUAGAUGACUCGUCGCGCUCUUUAGGAGAGGAACGUCCACAAAAGCACGCCCCCGACUCCCUAAGUUCGGAGACAGAAAGCUCGAGAAACACGUUCUCCAACAUGGUGCUCUCCGGUUCGGACAAAUACAACAUUAGGACGUCCUCCGAGGCGUCGAGCUGGAAAUCUUCAAGUGACGCCUGUCUAACGACGUCCUCGUCGAGCGGACCGCCACCGCCGUCGGAAACCGGUAGCCGGAAGCCAUCUGACGAACGUGCAAAUAACUGCAAAAUUUCGGACGAAGAGUUCCAGAGGUUGUCCAAAAAGUUCAGCCAGUCGGCGCUCUCCGAUCGGCAGGCUCAGCGAAUGGCACUGCGAAACACCAGCCGACGAGGAACUGACGAACUGGGUUCGCAGCGGCUCUCGCCCAACAUUGACAGGUCCUCCUCAGAGGACGUGGACAGGAAGCUCUCGCUAGGGUCUCCGCCGCGGUGGCCACCGAAGCGCACCAAUACCUCGGACGAAACGAGCGGCGACUCGCCUUCAACGGAACUGGACAGGUUUCGCAGGGACUCCAGCAAACGGGGUUCGGCGAGUAGCGAGGUCAGCGUGUCCUCGCGAGAACUGAGAAAAUGGUCCUACUACAAGUACGACAGCAGGAACACUUCUAACGACGUCAGCUGGAGAUCGUCUGACACCGACUACCAACAGUCGUCACUUCGUUACGAGAGGUCCAUCUCGGAAGAGGCUGACGAUGGCGACGCAGCAGCCGGAGACGGCGUACCUCUCAGACCUCGCCUAAUGAGAGACGACAGGACAUGCUCGUUCAGGGCCAGCCAGGAAUCUAUCGAUAGCCGGCUGCUGCCCUACGACUCGUCGUCAGGCCGAGAGUCGAUAUUCCCCGGCGAGAAGCGACGCGGCUCAUCGCUCACCUGCAACACGCUCACAACGCUGAACGAAAUGACGUUCGAGAAAGCCGACGAGGACCUUAGUCAGGAAGCCAGCCAAGAAGCCAGCCAUGAGGUGAGCCAAGACUGUGUUAAGUACAGCGAAUCGAGCACUUCGAGCUCGCACCUAAUGUCUCCUAACAAGGAACUUCGAAGAUCGGCAUUUUUGCUGGGACAGGAGGUGUCCCCGGACUCUGGCGUGCACACUGUGGCCGACAACGAGAGUAAAGCGGCCAUGGACGAGGCUUCCGGGGACCACGACUCGGCGCAAGCGCCUUCCGGAUAUCCGCGGUCUCCUGAAGGGGCACCCCGCAAGUCCUCGCUCAAGUUCGACGCCUCCAAGUUCUUCGAGAGUCUGGCUCACGCGACAUCGACGACGCGAGGUGCCCGCUGUGCGUCCGAGGGCUCAGCGACGGCGCUGGGAGCUCACUCCGGCGAAGAAUCGGCUAGGCCUAAGACCGCUCGGUCACUGAGCACAGACGCCACCAUGAUGACCCCAGGACAGUCUUGUGGCUCGGGUGUGGUCGGCGGCGACGGGACUACGACGACGUCGCUUCCGUCGAUUCGGCGACAGAGAUUUCUUUCAGGUGACGUCGGCGACACGCGGGUCACUCCUCCGACUUCACCGAGGCGUUCGCUGGGCGAGAACUACAACCCGUUCCCCACGCGAAGACCCUCGUUCACCGGCUGCAUCAGCGACUUCAAGGUGAAGUUGGGAUUGUACUCUUCGCAGGACAAGCCGGCAAUGGCCCCGGCUUCGAAUGGUUGUAAGACGACUUCCGUGAAGAGGUAACCAACAGCCCAAGAUGCAUUCCGUUUUAGGUCGCCGGGUGCCGAGUGCGCGAGGAUGCGCGCGUGCGUGAGCCUUCGCAGCGGCUGUACUGUGCCGCGCUGACCUCUCUCUUAUCAUACUGCCGUGUGGGAUCCUCUUACGCUAAGACGCUGUGGGCAACGCAAGAAACAAAAACAAAGAGCUAACGCCGAGAACUUCACAACGAAGUUUUGGCUGCAGUGCCUGGACGUGUUUACAGGGAUGCCUGAUUACCUGUGCUCCAUUUUCUUUCUGUUCCCGCGUCCUUUCAUUUUUGUUGCUGUUCUCUUUCGUGUUGUGUCUGCGAAAAUGUUGGCCGGAUGUCUCGCAUAGACAAACUAUCAUUAUCCGCGAAUGACGUGGCGGUCGUUCUUAUUGAGUGCUUCAAGUUCAAUCACCGACGCUAACCGCGUCUGCUCGCUCGUAACAGGUUGUCGAUUAUCUCCAUUUCCCAGCUGCCAUACCAAAUUGAUUGUUGACUUUUCGCGAAAUCUCUGCUGAUCGCUGGCCUCUCUUUUAUAUGCAUAUAUAUAUCUUCCAUUUGUGGGAUGGAUGGCGCAACGUUAAGCUGUUACGGAUGUUGGAUGGCUGCACUGAGGCAGCACAUCGCCAUUGUCUUUGUUUAUAGUCCAUCACUGAUAGCGUGGUAGACGUUUACUGUGGCUUUUAAAGUAAUGUGCGCCUGCGGAACUCUGUCUCCAAAUGCGUCACAAACUCCUACGGCACGCCGACGUCGUGUUGCCUAACCUUGCCGAACCGAUUGCUGUCAUGAGACGAGCGUAACGCGUUAACGGGCUUCAGAAUCGUGGCAAAUAUCGGCCAAUCACUCAGUAACAGAAAGGAUAAGCUUAGGAGUGUUUUCGAAGUUCCGAGUGACACGAAGUCAUGAAGAAAGCAUAUUGAAAGAUUUAUUAUACUUCAAGUCUUCUGACAGGUGAAUAAUCAUAUGACAAGAUGAGAAUGUGUCAGCCACAAGAUGACGUCGAAAAUACGGCGAGGUCCGGAGGAAGGGGGAGGUGAAAGGAAGGGAAUGGGGGGGGGGGGGCUUGAAUCUGCCCUAAAUGUACACAGAUUACUGAUUUGAGGAAAAAGGCGAAUGAAUGCUUGUAUUCUAAUGAAAGUCAUUCAUAGCAUUUCUGAUGUGAUAUGCAUUCAUAAUUCAUAUUGUGGCGUACUUUGUCGAACUUUUACGAACCUACAAAUAUAGUGACUUGCAACUGAAUUUGAUUUGUUAUUUUUAUUAUUUUCAUUUUUUGAUUCCUCUUGUUUGCUUUCAGCAGCCUUCAGAACUUUAAGCGGGUUUGAAGAGCUCUCCUUGUGGCAAAUCAGUUCCGCGGGAAUAAGUUUCAUUAACCUUGAAAUCACAGCAAACGUGCUGCACUCUUAAGAAAUAUUUGCGCUUACCAGAAUGAACCGUUAGCCGUUUUUCAGGGCAUGUUAAACGGCGGCGUGGCUUCGGAAUAUUGGUGGUGUUAGCUAGUCGUGCGCUUAGAGGAAUUCCUGUGCCACACAGAAGGGACGUGUCCAGCGUGCGCUUAGGCAUUUGGAGACGAUGAUUGCACGCCACGAAUACGUGCACCUCAUCGCAAAGCUAGACAGCGGGCGACUGCCAACGGUGAUCUACAUUCCUGCAAUGUGGCGUACUGAAGCGCAAAUGGCUUCCGUAAGAAUUCAAAAUUCAGUCCUCUGGUAGCUCUGUAACAUUUUCGCCGGCGGUGCUAGACACUUUGCUUCUCGCAUGCACUUAGCCUGCUUGUUCGUGGCUGUUGGUUUAACAUUACGUACUUUAAUUUCUGUUUCACUUCGUUCCUCAUCACAAAGUGAAUACGUGCGAUUUUUAUGUCGGCUCACUUGUGCUCGUUGAGCAAGCCUCGCGUAAGAAAUCGCUCUUCCUCACUUCCAAGGAUCGCUUUGUUCUAAUCCUGGCGUUUUUGAAUGCGUCAAAUUAGUGUUUGUUUGUAUGUUUAUAAACGAACGCUUGUGUGGUGUAUUGAAAUUCAUAAAGAGGUACCGAGCAGUUGCCCCAGAUUGUAACGAGCGCUUAAGCGUUUAAUUAGGCGUGACCGGUAGACGCUACGUUCAAGCUAGGAUUCAUGUGCCACCUACGUCGGGAGUGACGAAUUGGGCUUGCCACGUGAACGCAGCGGAUGAAGCGCUCACAUUGUUUGUUUCUCUGUUAUCGUAUUCUCGCGCACAUUCCAUUUUUGAUGCUAUGCAACUGCUUGUUGAAAGACUAAAUAAACUAUGUGGUGUGUCCCAAAGGGGUCAUGCGGUCAGGUGUUGAUGAGGCUAUGUUUAAAGAUUACUUGAUUAGAAUCGGUUGAUCAUUUCUUCGGCAGGAAGAGAUUACUUAUCAGAUGAGAAAUGCACAGCUGAAAACAGUUUCCUUUUCUGACUUUUCGGACGCCCAAGUUGUGGCAGGGAUGACGUUACGCUGUGACGUCACAGAUUUUGCUACGUGAGAAUUUCCACCUUGUUUUUUUUUUUUUUCUUGCGAUGCAAAAAUGAUUCGCUGCGUAAAUUUUUCUCGUAAGAUAGAAUUCAAUUCUUUUUAAUAACGAAAACUGUUCAGCCUCGUUCUGUAGCGUCUGCAAUUUAUGACGUCACAGUUAGCUGGUUCCUGAAUGCGAGAGUCGCGUCGCCACCGGCUCUUCACUUUUACAUCGGUGGCAUAGGAAGUCAGUACUUGUCAUGGUAGACACCUGCUUUCGCAGAGCGUAUAUGGCUAGAUUAGUCUGCCGACAGACGACAAAUCCUUCUCAUAUGUUGCUUCUGACACUGAAGCACUGACGCUUUGGCUACGUGCCGUGAUGUGAUGCAACUGGAAUUGCGUCGUCGUAUUCAUUCGCGAAGUCGCCCAUCCGGAGCAAAAUAUACGCUAGAAACAGCCCAGCGAUUUCUUUUUCGUGACGACCCAUGGAAGCCUUCACCUUUGCCACAAUAUCUUGCGUAAUACAUCGUCGUUACAUUGAAGCCAAAUAUUACGUUUUACCCUUGAACGUAUUGAGAUUUUGCUGUAGGAGUCACGAAUUCCAUCAUUCCUGUUAAUGGGUAUAAGUUAAUAGCAUUCGUUGGCCGUCUACUUGGGCCGCACAUUUUCCUUUUCAGCUAGUAUUCUUUUGUGGGCUCUUUUAUGUCGCAUCAAAAAUUUCACUUCUGUUGCUUUUAUGUCAUGGUCAAAAGAAAAAAAAAAGCGCGAUCAUUAUGAGUGACAUCUGCGCCCACUAGCAGUUUAUUCUAAGGCAUUAUCACUAGUGUUCACGAGGAGGAUCAGAUCUUUCCAUGUUUCUUACGUUGUGCGAUGACCAAAAGUUGCGUUUUCUUUUCAUUCUUUUUCGUCUCUUCGCUUUUUUUUUCUCUAUUCUUACCACCAGGCAUCGAGAUGUCGCGUUCGGUGUGAGGAGUAUAUACACUUAUGAGGCCAUCUUGACGCUUCAACACACUCUCUCUCAAUGUGAUAUUACAGAUGUCUAUUCGCUACUCUUUAUCCCUCUCUCUUUCUUGAUCUCUCUCUCUCUCUCUCUUGCAUCGCCCAUGUACUGUCACUCUAUUUUCCUGUUCCCGACGUCCCUCUACAGCCACCGUAUAUCGCGAGUCGCCUUGAAAAAUGUAGUGCGUAGCAUGUUAUAAGAACGUCCUUUUAGCGGCGUAUUGAAGAGAGAGAAAAAAUGCCUUGUGUGUAUCGCUCUCGCGAGUGCAAGAGCUCCAGUAAGCUUUCCUCUAUCCUAUAAUUAGACAACCUUUACGAGUUAAAUGAGGCACGAAACUCUCGAAGGCGUCUAUUCGACACCAUUGUAGCAUGGUUUAAUGAUCACAAAACAACGAUGCGCGGAAAACGUUGAUUGACGGCCAGGCUUCUCGACCGGGGCAGGCGUUGACGAUGCAGUCAAAGCGAGCGCCUAGUGGUCACCGCUACGCUAUCUUGAUUCUUCUGAGAAAAGAAAAGAAAAGAAAAGAAAAGAAAAGAAAAGAAAAGAAAAGAAUGGGAAGAAAGCCGCUUAAGUCGUUAUCCGUGGCUGCCGCUUAGCUGUUCGCAAUGCCUAGUGAUGAAAAUAUUGCGGGAUGACAUAACGCCGCUUGAACUACAUGCGCUCGCUUUUUUCCACGUGUCCGAGAUGAUUUCGCUGUACACGUGAAGUGAUCGCCCGAUUUUCUCCGAGGGAGGUUCGCACAGAUAUCAUUGCGCUAGUAGAAAACAUUGCUUGCGAAGGGACGCGUUUUUUUUUUUUUUUUUUUGCAUUCUGUGUGGGAGCAAGACGCUCGUUAUCCUAUGUGAACAGCAACCUGAAAGUGAAUUCGAGCAUGCGUCUCAGUGAGUGGCGGCCAAUAGACGGCUGUCCGGGAUAUUGCAUUGGUUCACCUGACUGGUUACGUUUGCACGCAACCGAGAGGAAUUCAGUGAGGAUGAAGCUUCGGGAGAGUUUAAUUCUGCAUUUUGGUAAAGCUCGGCAUUGCAACUAUAGAUACAAGACGCGGGUGUUUGUAAGUUGCGGUCCAUUGCAUGGUGAGAUCUUGGGGAAAAUAGGCUACUGAAGGGCCGGCUAUCACGAUCAUAAAAACAAAAUGAGCUCCAGCGACUAAGGAAUCUAGGAAAAGAAAAACAAAAGAAACCGUCUUCCCGCUCACUCUAGGUUAAUCAGAGCAAAUCUAGUUACUAUAAUUAGCACCACAGUGGUGUACUCCGGAUCAAUUUCGACCCAGGAUAUCAAUAUAUGUUCAUAGGCACUGGUUUAUCAUAAGGGUGAAAUGAACGCAUGCUUAUCACUUGAUAGUAACCGCAAGCUGCCCGUUAGCUUGGCAUGCGCUGAUAAAGAACCGGUAACCUGCCUAACCUGUUCCCUAUGGCGUAUCUUCUCCUUUUCUCAUAUUUUGUCUUCUUUAUACCAUUGCUGCCAUUUGCUGACAUUCGCCGAGAUUCGCUCCAUGAUGUCGAGAAACCCUCGAUCUGGCACCAUACAAAAAAAUCAAGCACGUAUUGCAGCAAAUGCAAGCGUUUCAGCAUUUCAGCAAAAAUAAUAAUCCGGUGAAAAUUUGUUUUAUAAACCUUGCGCAUUUAGCGUUGCCUCUGAUUUACUCCUACUGGUUCAGAUGACCUCACGUUCGAGGUCCAGGCGUGACCGUGCACGGAGAACUCAUAAACAGGCUUGCCACAUUUGCCGAGUUUCAUCUGGUUGCCGCGCUUGCCGCCUUCUCGUGUCGCGCACCAGUGAGUUUGAAUUUUUCGGAGCGUCGUCUCUGACUGCGCCUGAAUUUAUUCCACACCCCUCGAGCACGUGACCUCACGAGAGUGGUGAGCCCGUUGCAUUGCUGUCUUGCGCCUCCUGUGGAGAUGAGUCCUCCAUAUAUUUGUGCACGCGUGCGUGAGUGUACAUAAUCUCGACCAGGAGCCGCGUCAUCUCGCAUUAUCUCGUCUUCUAGUAGCCGUGUUCCCGUGUGUAUGCUCUCCUUGUGGAUAUUGUAUGGAGAUUGCACGUCGUGGGGUGAGCGCGCAUACUGGAGAAAAAAAAAAAUGAAAGUGUCUACGUGGUGUGUGGUGUAAAUAUAUCGUAUAUAUUUGUACAUAGGCAUAUACAUAUAUUCUAUUUUUCUUGUGCUUCGUUCGCUACUGUACAUAAACACGCUCCUAAAGAAACCGAUGUAAAUUGAGAGAAGUUGGUUGCGUAAAAGGCGAAUAAACAUGCCACAUUUUCUUGUGACGUGUCCUAUCUGA